AUGACCAGCGAGCCCCUCAAUUUUCGUAUUGCAAACCAGCAGGAUGCUGUAAAACUUCAGCAACUGAUAGAAUCGGCAUUUCGCGCCGAAGACAGCAGGCAGGGAUGGGUCGGCAGCUCGGAUCUCGCGUCACGCUUUCAUAUUGAAGUCAAGGACAUCUCAGCCGUGAUUAUUAACCCAGCUACGGCUUUCCUGGUGGCCAGCGACGAUUAUGGCGCAAUUUUGGGCUCUAUUGGAGUUUCAAAACGCGCCCUUGACCGCGCUCGCCUCUUCAUGCUUGCAGUAGAACCACAACACCAUCGUGGAGGGAUAGGACGCCAGGUGCUUGCAUACGCCGAGGACUACUGUCAACGCACAUGGGAUUCCAAAAUCGUGGAACUGAAUGCCCUUUCGACGCGCGAGGCUCUUAUCUCAUGGUAUCUGCGCCGCGGUUACCGAAAGACGGGAGACUCGGCACCGUUCCCCAGCGAGGAGUACGACGACCUGGCGUUGCCAGCGGACAUGUGCUUUAUUGAGUUUGAGAAGACUAUGGUUCCACUUCCCGUUGCAGAAAUAGUCAUAUGA
This is a messenger RNA of Penicillium canariense, 564 nucleotides long. RefSeq names its product Acyl-CoA N-acyltransferase. Lineage: Eukaryota; Fungi; Ascomycota; Eurotiomycetes; Eurotiales; Aspergillaceae. Gene Ontology annotation, molecular function: N-acetyltransferase activity. The transcript has a single exon. The coding region runs from base 1 to 564 and encodes 187 amino acids. The record is from RefSeq and is a predicted model, not a curated record.